AUGAAACUCGUUCUCUUCUCAGGCUUAUUCUCAGCCUUCCUAGCAUCCGCUCAACUCACAGGUCCCGUCGGCCCCCUCACAGCCCUCUCCCAAAAAACCCACGAGUGCAACAUUCUCGACUACGGCGCCGUCAAUGACAACUCCACUGACACCGCAGACGCUAUUGAGAAGACUUUCAAGACCUGCGUCCUCCCAAACACUGGAAGUCGUCUUAUCAUCCCCGAUGGACAGUACCUGAUCAAACGCUCAGUCGUUCUUUCAAACGGCACAAACUGGGCGUUGCAGCUCGAUGGGCUCAUCACUUUGGCUUAUGGUGGGAACUGGACUGUUGAUCGUAAGUUGGUAUUGCAGGGCUUUGCGGGUGUUGAGCUGCUGAACGAGACUAUCAAUGGUGAAGGUGAUGGGCAAUUCUUGCAGAAUGGACUUACCAUUAUAAAUCCUGUCGACUUUGAGUUCUAUUCACAGAAUGGGAAGGGCGCCAUUCAAGGCCAAGGAUACAUCUACAGAAACCUGGCAAACACUUUCCGUCCUCGGCUUGUCAGAAUAAUUUCACCGAUCAACACUUCUGUGCACGAUCUUAUCCUCGUCGACAGUCCCAAGUUUCACAUCGUCUUUGACUUUGCUGAGAACCUCGAGGUAUAUCAUCUAACCAUCCGAGGGGCCAACCUCGGUUCCUAUGAUGGCGUUGACGUGGUGGGCACCAAUUAUUGGAUCCACGACAUCGAGGUUACAAACCGAGACGAAUGCGUGUCAGUGAAAAGCCCCUCUAACCAUGCUCUUAUCGAGAAUUUGGUUUGUAACCAAGCUGGGUCUGGUAUCUCGAUUGGCAGUCUCAACGUGUCUGCAUCCAUCGCUAAUAUCCAUGCACGCAACAUCAACAUCAUCCAGGGAAAUAAUAUUGCUUUCAUCAAGACUUACCCAGGCGGGUCUGGCUACCUCACCAACAUCACCUUUGAGAAUUUCCGAUCCAAGGCUUCUCUCUAUGGCUUGGACGUCAACCAGUAUUGGCAGAAUACCUUUGAGCCUGACACCGGAGCUGUGGCUUUGAGUAACCUUGUUUUUAAGAACUUCUCCGGAUCUGUCGCCGAUGGUUCUAAGCGACCUCCUCUUUUUCUGGUGGCCAAUGAUCUAUCAUUCGCCACCAACGUCACGGUCGAAGACUUUAGUAUCUGGACUGAAUCGGGGACAUCAGUCGUGAACAAGAUUAGCAACAUCUUUGGCCAUGGCGAUAAUUCAUAUGGAGAGGCGAAUGGCAUCAAAUCACUUUCGUCUGGCCAGGCAACUACUGCGUACACGAGCAGUUACACUGUCACCGCUACUCCUACUGGCUGGACAACUCCAUCGUUACCUACGUGGGCUGCGGCAAGCACUGGUUAUGGAACUGAUGUCCCUAUUCCAGUCUACACGCCAGCUGCUCUGUGGAAGCCGAGCGGUGACUAUGAUAAACAUUACUGGGGCAGCUUUUGA
Molecule: messenger RNA, 1467 nt
Organism: Fusarium musae
Lineage: Eukaryota; Fungi; Ascomycota; Sordariomycetes; Hypocreales; Nectriaceae
Exons: 7
Coding region: 1-1467 (488 amino acids)
Biological process (GO): carbohydrate metabolic process
Molecular function (GO): polygalacturonase activity
Source: RefSeq, a predicted model, not a curated record